This is a messenger RNA of Pseudoliparis swirei, 3921 nucleotides long. RefSeq names its product G protein-coupled receptor 63 (gene gpr63). Gene Ontology annotation, biological process: G protein-coupled receptor signaling pathway. NCBI's taxonomy places the organism in Eukaryota, Metazoa, Chordata, Actinopteri, Perciformes, Liparidae. The record is from RefSeq and is a predicted model, not a curated record. Gene Ontology annotation, cellular component: membrane. The transcript has a single exon. Gene Ontology annotation, molecular function: G protein-coupled receptor activity. The coding region runs from base 536 to 1912 and encodes 458 amino acids.
CAAAAUAAAAUAUAUAUGUAUAUAUAUAUAUACACAACAUAUAUGCAAACACAAAUAUAAUACUAAUGACUGCAGUGUAAAAUUAAAUUAAAUAUAGACAGUGUGCAAAAUGCAAAGUGUAUAUGUGUGUAGUGUAAAUGAAAUGUGUGAAGUGCAGAUCAACAUAGUGUAAAUAUGAAUGUGUACAGUGGUAAUAAUUAUGAUGUUAUUAUAACAGUUAUUGCACUAUGAUCUGGCAAGAGGUGAUCUGUUAUAGAGCCGAAUAGCCGUCCGCAGGAAUGUUCUCCUGUAUCUGUCCUUGUGGCAGCGGAGCGUGAGGAGACGUCUGGAGAAAGUCCUCCUCUGUCCCUGUAGGAGGUGGUGGAGAGGGUGGUCCGGGUUGUCCAAUAUGGACAAAAAAUUAUUCAGCCUACACGCAUUUUAUGAUGUGCUUUAGAUAUCGAGAAGUCUCCGAAAAGUUACGUGGUUCAUGUCAUCUUGGAUCCUGAAUGGAUCACUGUCGUUCCAACUUUAAUGGCUGUUUUUGACUGAAAUAAUGCUGGUGAGCCCUUUUUCUUUGUAUUUCCUUGGCAUCCACUGCUUCCUUGUGCCCGUCUCAGGGUCCGGCAGCCAUGAAGACGCGGCCACGUUGCGCGAGGCCGGGAACGUCUCCUCCGAUGGCAUCGCGUUCGCCGUGAGCUCGCCGGCGACGAUGCCCGUUCGCCCCGGGGACGAAUGGUCCGCUCCGCUCCCGGAGGCCGGGGCCCUCAACGCCAGCCUCUGCUGCCUCGUCGCGGGGCUGCUGAACCCGUCGACGGGGAACACCUCCAUGGGCUCCCGGUCGACCCCGGGGCCGGUCGCGCCGCCGACGGCGGAGGCCUCGGCGAGCCCGCCGGGGGUCGGCGCGCCCCUGCAGGUCUUCUUCUGCUUCGCCAUGGUCGUCAUCCUGCUGCUGGCGCUGCUGGGAAACAUGGUGGUGUGCUUGAUGGUGUACCAGAGGUCCGCCAUGCGCUCGGCCAUCAACAUCCUCUUGGCGAGCCUGGCGUUCUCCGACAUGAUGCUGGCCAUCCUGAACAUGCCCUUCGCCCUGGUCACCGUCAUGACCACGCGGUGGAUCUUCGGGGACGUUUUCUGCCGCGUUUCGGCCAUGCUCUUCUGGUUCUUUGUGAUGGAGGGCGUGGCCAUACUGCUUAUAAUAAGCAUCGACCGUUUUCUCAUCAUUGUCCAGAAGCAGGAUAAGCUGAGCCCGCAGAGAGCUAAACUGCUCAUCGUGGUCACAUGGGGACUCUCGUUCAUCUUCUCCUUCCCCCUGGCGGUUGGUUCCCCGCCCUUACAGAUCCCCCCCAGGGCCCCUCAGUGUGUAUUUGGAUACAGCGUCGAGCCGGGUUACCACACCUACGUGAUGAUAAUAAUGCUCGCCUUCUUCUUCCUGCCCUUCAUGGUCAUGCUGUACACGUUCAUGGGGAUCCUGAACACCAUCCGCCACAACGCCAUCCGCAUCCACAGCCACCCGGACAGCAUCUGUCUGAGUCAGGCCAGCAAACUGGGCCUGCUGAGCCUCCAGAGGCCCUUCCAAAUGAACAUAGACAUGAGCUUCAAGACCCGUGCCUUCACCACCAUCCUCGUCCUCUUCUCGGUGUUUACCGUGUGCUGGGCGCCCUUCACUGCCUACAGUCUGGUGGCGACCUUCAGCGACGGCUUCUACCACAAAGAGAGCUUUUUUCAAAUCAGCACCUGGGUCCUGUGGCUGUGCUACCUCAAGUCGGCCCUCAACCCUCUCAUCUACUACUGGCGGAUCAAGAAGUUCCGCGACGCCUGCCUCGACCUGAUGCCCAAGUACUUCAAGUUUCUUCCUCAGCUGCCCGGCAACACGAAGAGGCGCAUCCAGCCGAGCGCGGUGUACGUGUGCGGAGAGCAUCGCUCGGUGGUGUAAAGGAAACGUCCGCUCUGAAGCGCCGUUAGAAACGUUGUUUGACGUCGUGUAACCCUGCCGUUCUGGACCCGAGUUGGUGUUUUGGUGGCAUACUUUCUAUUGGUGAUGUGCAAAAUCAGCACUGCAUUGAAAAAAAGGCAAGGGGAUAAGUUUUGGAGGGGCCGGGGGGGCAGUUGCUACGGGUAAAGUUUUACUUUGUGUCAAACAUUGGUGGUGCCAACACAUUUGUUCACCGUGGUUUUUAUUAUAAUAUUAUAUUAAAAUAUAUAUAUCUAGGGUCCAACAGUACAUACUUGAAACCGUACUUGUGAUUUUCUACAAAACCCUUUUAAACAUUUUUUUUUUUUACUAAAGAAGCCAAAUGUGUUCAAUGUUAAACACAAACAGCCAAACAAGCACUUUGUUUAAAUACAACACAACAUCAAAUUGGCAAAAAUGUUAAUGAAAAAACUAAAAUCGUCAAUUUUUUGGGGAACCUUCGGAAAAAAUCUGAAGACAAAUGAAACAAUAUAAUCAUUUGAGUUUAAAAGCGUUGACUCGGCGCUCUUUUCCCCCGAGCGGUUAACGGUAGAAGCUGUUCUCAUCACUAGAUGGAUGAUGAGCGUCAACUCUUCUCCUUUCGUAACGUGACCUUGUUCCUGAUGUAACGCAGCGCUCAUGUCGGCCUGACGUCCCGUUGCCAACCCGUGUGUGUGUGUGAAGACUCCCAGGAGGUCACAGGGGUCAUCCGUUGGCUCGAGGGCAACUGGACUUACCGUGUGGAAGGAUCCAAUCAAAGAGGCUUUUCCCCUCUGCUGAAAUUCACCUUCAUCGCAUUUUUAAAAACAUGUGGCGUUGCAGACGCAGCACCGUGCUGCAUGCUCUGUUGAAGCAGCUCCUUUAGAAUCCAAGUUGCUAUUUUAUAGAUUUAAAUCCUGACGCAACACUUUAUCUGGCCUCGUACCUCCGGAUGUGCAGUUGCCUUUUGAGUGUGUGUGUGGAGACCUUUUCCUUUAUUUCCUCGCAUUUCAAGAAGUAGCAACUGAAGAGCUGUUUGAUCUCAACAAGCAGACCAAGCAACAGGUACAUUUGCCUUUUUUGAUUUAGUAAUUGUUGAUAAACGGCAGAGAUACCUCUUGAGCAGACGAGAGGGAUAUAAAUACCAACGUUCUCUUCUUGUUUAAUGUCAAACACGAGCAACCAUACAAGAUCUUUUAACGAAAGAUUUUUGAAAUCCGGAACUAUCUGGCUCAAGUCAAGAUUGCAAAAUUGUCCAAAUAUUCGACGCCAGCUUUCGAUGAUUGUCAGUUUUUAUGACUUGGCUCGACCGGCGCGUCGCUCUCGGAACAAACGGUAUUUAAACUGGAGCCAGCUCUCCACUCGGGAGAUGUUCUCCAGCCAACGGAUAAACACCCCCGUUGAAUUUGCUAUUGCUCUUCGAGUUCUUCAUAGCUCCGGCUCUUUCUCCACCUGCUCCACACAAAGGACAAACGUCUUCUCUGAGGACGAUGAUGGGAUGUCAUUCAGGGUCGUGAAAAAUUAAAUCAAAUCGUUUUUAAGUGAAGUAGUCUUCUGAAGGAAACUGUCAAAGUAAAUGAAAACACUUUGAUCACUCCUGGAAUGCACUGAAUGGCUCAUAUCGUGUGAGAGUUUGAAACGAGUAAAUCUCUCAUUGAAUGUUGUACUAGAGGAGGCGCUGCUGGGGCCCACUGGUCUUUACCUGCCACUGGAAUCACGAGUCUCGGAAGAAGGGGUGGGGGGGGGGGGGGGGUUUAGCUGCGUAGAACUUGUUUUAUGAGGCAUGUAAAUUAAUAGCUUAAAAUAGAAUUUUAAAUAUGGUCAGAAAGUGCCCCCCCCCCCCCCCCACACACACACACACACACAUUUGGACAUGUGUAUUUCUAUUUAAAUGUUUUGGAUGUGCCUAUUAAUUAGUCCAUUUGCCAGUCAGAAUGCUGCUAUAUCUGGUGAAAAUGUGCAAUUUGAGUGUACUGUACUGUUGAAUGUAAUAAAGAAAUAGACAUUUCUUA